UAAACUGGCUCAGGAGCAUUGUCUCUUUAAAAAAAAUCACUUUUGGUUUAAUCACUUCCUCAAAUUUAUUAUCAUUUUUGGGUUUCUUGAUAAUCAUCAUGACACUUUGAGUGUGUGUGUGUGCAUUUCAAAGUUUACGAGGUCCUUCUGUGCCUGAGGCUGUAUAAUGUGUGGCCUCGGUGUGUGGCCCAGCAUACCUACCUAAAUAACUUACUAGACUCACGAAAGUUGUGAAGAAUUGUGAAUUUAAGCUGCAAUUUCAAGCUUCUUAGUUUAACUGAAUUUUUUUAAGUUUUGAUGAGGUCUUGUGUUUUGGGGAGAAGCCAGAGUACCUGGCGGAAACCCCACCAGUCCAGUAUGGUGACCUAACAAAACUCACAUUAUUUCGGGAACAGAGAUCUAAGUUGGGUCGCUUAGGCGAAAAGGGUGUGUACCAACCACUGCGCUUACUGACGUGGCAUAAUGGAUAUGGUGUCUGCUUAGCGACUGGGAGGUCACAGGUUGGAUCUCUACUGUGGGAGCGUUCUUUAUAUCUCCCCCCAAGACACUAAGUACUGGUUAUAGGCCCAGGAAACAGACCCAAUAGCAUUUCAAAUAAGCCUGAACCUUUCGAUGCAAUGGAGCUAAAAUAAAUAGGUUUAAACUAAACUAUCCGGAACGCCAUAAAGACGCCAAGAAGAAAUAUUUUGGCUAUCUUAAUACUCCUAGCAUAGCCCCCAGGGUCAAAAGGAGAACUGUGUAUUUUAAGCCCCAUAAUGGAAUCAGCUGUAACAGAAAGAGAUGAGAGUGGAUGUAAGAAGACCUCUGAGCUGGCAAUACAAAUCUUCAAUUCCAGCAACAAUCAGCACAGUGAAAUGGGAAAGUCUGAAAAGGAAACAAUAUAUACGGCUACAACACAGAAGGAAAAACGGCCGCCAAGAUCAGAAAGGAAGAGACGACGUCAUGAAGAACUUUUGCUUAGAAAGCGUGAAAACAGGAAGAAAAAGAAAAUGGAAAAGAAGGAAAGAAAAAGAGAACAUGCAGAAACACAAUCUGAUGAUGUAAAAUCAAAGGCUGGAAUGAGAUCUCGGGGAGAAGUUCGACAGCGCUGUGAAGAAGGCAUGAAGACCGGCCAGAUCAUCUGUAUUGACUGUAGUCUAGAACACCUGAUGAGUAGCAAGGAGAAAGGCAAGCUGGCCAUGCAAGUGGGUCGCCUGUACGGGUCCAACAGAAGGGCAGAUAAACCUGCCCAUAUCUACCUGACUGGCUUGAAGAAAGGGGGACAACUCUAUCAGGAAAUGGUGAACAAAAAUUCAGGAUUUGAAAACUAUCUGAUUGAUUUAGCUGAGAAGACACAUGUUGAGUUGUUUCCCUUGGACAGAAUUGUCUACCUUAGUCCAGACUCCUGCACCCCUCUUGAUGAUAUAGAUCAGGAGAAAAUCUAUGUCAUAGGAGGGCUGGUAGACGAAGGGAUCAAAAAGAAUGCCACACAAUAUCGAGCCCUAGAGGCAAACAUCCCUACAGCCCGACUACCCAUCCAGGAGCACAUGACCAGACUAGAUGGCAUGCCUACCUCACUGGUGCUUGCUGUCAAUCAAGUAUUCGAUAUUCUGCUCAACUUCACUAAAACACGUGACUGGAGUCAGGCGCUUGCAGUAGGCGUUCCGCGUCGGAAAGGCUUCGUCGCCCAUAGUAACACAUUAAGCAAUGAUCAAAGAGACGAUCAUAACAACACUCAUGGCGACGCACAUAUCAACGCCCAUAGUAAGGAAAAUAGCAACAACCAUAGCAACGCACAUGGAAACAAAGAAAGCUACACUCAUAGCAACGAGGUCACGUGACACGGAUGUUAUAACGUCUAGAAAUAAAUCUGUUAUAUUUA
This is a messenger RNA of Dreissena polymorpha, 1861 nucleotides long. Its product is annotated as tRNA methyltransferase 10 homolog B-like. Lineage: Eukaryota; Metazoa; Mollusca; Bivalvia; Myida; Dreissenidae. Gene Ontology annotation, biological process: tRNA N1-guanine methylation. The coding region runs from base 756 to 1820 and encodes 354 amino acids. Gene Ontology annotation, molecular function: tRNA binding. The transcript is spliced from 8 exons. Gene Ontology annotation, cellular component: nucleoplasm; nucleus. The record is from RefSeq and is a predicted model, not a curated record.